This is a messenger RNA of Psammomys obesus (fat sand rat), 6458 nucleotides long. RefSeq names its product NEDD4 binding protein 1 (gene N4bp1). Lineage: Eukaryota; Metazoa; Chordata; Mammalia; Rodentia; Muridae. The coding region runs from base 221 to 2908 and encodes 895 amino acids. The record is from RefSeq and is a predicted model, not a curated record. The transcript is spliced from 7 exons. Gene Ontology annotation, biological process: negative regulation of proteasomal ubiquitin-dependent protein catabolic process; negative regulation of protein ubiquitination. Gene Ontology annotation, cellular component: PML body; nucleus. Gene Ontology annotation, molecular function: RNA binding.
GCAUGCGUGGCGGCUGUGGCGGCGGCGGCGGGGCGGCGGAGAGUCACUGCCCGCAGUUGCUAAGCUGCGGCGGCCGAGUCGUGAUGGUGUAGCGGGGCCUGCGGGCGGGGGAGGCGGCCGGCGCGGCCCACGCCUCCGGACAGCGGCUCGGUGCAGCGGCGGCACGCUGAGGGGGCGUCGCCGCCGCUGGCCCCCGGCGCCACGGGAGGCCGCGCCCGCCAUGGCGGCCCGGGCGGUGCUGGACGAGUUCACGGCGCCCGCCGAGAAGGCGGCGCUGCUGGAGCGGAGCCGCGGCCGCAUCGAGGCUCUGUUCGGCGUGGGCCUGGCGGUGCUCGGCGCGCUCGGGGCAGAGGAGCCGCUGCCCGCGCGCAUCUGGUUGCAGCUCCGCGGCGCGCAGGAGGCGGUGCACAGCGCCAAGGAGUAUAUCAAAGGGAUCUGUGAACCUGAACUGGAAGAAAGAGAAUGUUACCCCAAGGCCAUGCACUGCAUUUUUGUCGGGGCACAGAGCCUAUUUUUGAAGAGCUUAAUUCAGGAUACUUGUGCUGACCUCUGCAUUUUAGACACUGGGCUUCUUGGCAUCAGAGGAAGUGCUGAGGCUGUGGUCAUGGCCAGGAGCCACAUUCAGCAGUUUGUGAAGCUCUUUGAGAAUAAUGAGAACCUGCCCAGUAAUCAGAAAGAGUCAGAAAUCAAACGGGAAUUCAGGCAGUUUGUUGAAGCCCAUGCAGACAAUUACACAAUGGACUUGUUGAUUCUGCCUACUUCCUUGAAGAAAGAACUACUGAGUCUCACACAAGGUGAAGAGAAUCUUUUUGAAACAGGAGAUGAUGAUGUCAUUAAAGUUGGAGGUGUGCGGCCACCAGAAUUCACGCAGAAUGCUGCCACAGGACUGAGUAUUACUAGAGAUGAAAUUGUUGCACAGGAAGAUUCCAGAAAUAAAGGGAGGACCCCAGUUUCUGAGCUUACAAAACAAAUGGACACAGCCUUUUCUAGCUCACCAGAUCUGCUCUUUUUGCCAGUGAAUGGUCUGAGUCCAGAGGAAGAUGCUCUUUCCAAAGACAGAGUUUGUCACAAGAGGAGGUCUUCUGACGCAGAAGAAAGGCAUACCAAGAAGCAGUUUUCCUUAGAGAAUGUUCCAGAAGGAGAGCCAUUGCCAGAUGGUAAGGCAUCAGCUGGAAAUGAAGUCACUGACCUUUCUGAUGCUGCUUCUAACUCUACAAAUCUAAGCCCCGAUGGAAAAGACACUACAGAAGAAAUGGAAUACAACAUCCUUGUAAACUUCUUUAAAACCAUGGGCUAUUCCCAAGAGAUUGUUGAAAAGGUCAUUAGGGAGUAUGGACCUUCUACAGAACCAUUGUUGCUCUUGGAGGAAAUCGAAAAAGAAAAUAAAAGGCUCCAAGAAGACAGAGACUUUCCACCUUGCACUGUGUAUCCAGAUGCCAGACAGAGCCGAAGUGCAGGUGUUGGGAGCAGCACCAAUGAGCUCACAACAGACUCCACUCCAAAGAAAACACAGAAUCACACAGAGCAGAAUAUGGUGGAGAAAUUUUCCCAGUUACCCUUCAAAGACUCUAAACAGUGUACCUCAAACUGCAGGAUUAAUUCUUUCAGAACAGUGCCAGCAGGACAAAAACAUGAAAUCUGGGGUUCAAGCCAGAACUACAGUGGUAAUGUAGACCUUGACACUGAUGGUCUCUCGCCCUCUGUUGCCUCUUCCAGCCCUAAAGAAGUCAGUGUUGUUUCCAGGGGAGCUGCAGGUCACCAGCAGAGGAGCCCAGCUUUUCCUGAAAAUGGUUUUCAGCAGCAAGCAGAACCUUUGCUUCCAAAUAAUACAAAACCUGCCGGUGAAAAACGUUCUGGCUGUUGUGGCUCUCCUCAGCCUAAGCCAAAUUAUCCCCCACUUUGUCCGCCGAUGCCGCUGCCCCAGGUGUCACCUUCAGUUUCAGAUGCACGAUUGGCAGGCUCCUCUGAUCAUAUGGAUUCCUCAGUUACAGGAGUUCAAAGAUUUCGGGAUACCCUAAAAAUACCAUACAAGCUGGAGUUAAAAAAUGAACCAGGGAGAGCUGAUUUGAAGCAUAUUGUUAUAGACGGGAGCAAUGUUGCAAUCACCCAUGGCUUGAAAAAGUUCUUCAGUUGCCGUGGAAUUGCAAUUGCAGUUGAAUAUUUUUGGAAGCUUGGCAACAGAAACAUCACUGUGUUUGUUCCACAGUGGAGAACAAGACGGGAUCCUAAUGUUACAGAGCAGCACUUCUUAACCCAGCUCCAGGAGCUUGGAAUAUUAUCUUUAACUCCUGCCCGGAUGGUCUUUGGAGAGAGAAUUGCUUCUCAUGAUGACAGGUUCCUGCUACACUUAGCGGACAAGACUGGGGGUAUAAUUGUAACAAAUGAUAACUUCAGAGAGUUUGUGACUGAGUCAGUGUCCUGGAGAGAAAUUAUUACAAAAAGACUGCUUCAGUACACAUUCGUGGGGGACAUAUUUAUGGUUCCUGAUGACCCGCUGGGAAGAAACGGACCUCGGCUAGAAGAAUUUCUUCGAAAGGAAGUCUUUCUUAGAGACAUGCAGCCGCUACUCAAUGCUCUGCCAAGUGUGGGCACGUUUGACCCUGGCUUCCGGAGCUCCAGCACCCAGGUAGCCAACACCAGCCACCAGCCUCCACCCCGGAUCCAGGGAGCCUCUUCAAGCCCUUGGCUUCCUCAGCAGCCCCACUUUACGCCCCUGGCCACCCUUCCCAGUCUGCAGCAGAACCUUCCCAUGCCAGCACAGAGAUCUUCUGCAGAGACCAGCGAGCUGAGGGAGGCGCUGCUGAAGAUCUUCCCUGACUCUGAGCAGAAACUGAAGAUCGACCAAAUCCUGGUAGCUCAUCCGUACAUGAAAGACCUGAACGCCCUCUCUGCCCUUGUACUGGACUGAAGGCUGGGCUGAGAGUCCACUGAUGAUGGGACCCCCGAGGGAGCUGCCGCCUGUGGGAAGUACCCUAAUGUGAAGUCGCCUUCCCAGAGUGAACAUUGCUGUGUAGUAUAGGAAAAAGGAGGGAGAUGUUUUGUGUAUACAGAAAUCUGGGUUUUCAAAGCCAGCCUUUUUCUAUAUAUAAAUUAUGCUGCUAUUACAGAUUUAACAUUUUCUGUCAAAGGAAAGUACAUUUUCUGCCUGUUCAGAACUGUUUAAUAGCAGUUACUCUUGAGUGUAUUUACUAUUUUAUGUUUUUUAAACUAUUUUCCUUAAAGCUGAAGAAAAAUUGACAAAUGAGUAUGGUUAGCCUUUCUAAAUAAAAUUAAAAAAAAAAAAAAAAAAAAAGAGUUGCUUCCUUAAGGAAAGCAAGACCUCUUAAAGUCUAUUUUCUUGGUGAUCUGUCCUGUCCACUAACAUGGUGUGUGCUCCCUUGCCUUCCUCCCUGGAGCUGGCCUGCUCUGCUCUGUGGGCUCCUGUCAGCAGGCCACUGUGAAGAGUGGAGACAGGAGCCACUAGAUGGCACUGGGUGCCUAGCUGUCACCAGUGCCAAGACAAAGGCACACUUGGAAGAGCAGGUGGGAAGACUUAAGAGUCCAUCUGGCCCCACCUUCUUCCCUCUCCACCGGACAGAGAAGGGAACUGAGGCCCAGCAUAUUCUCUGACUGGCCUAGCUCCUUAAUGCACUCACCAGCCGAGGCCACCAUGCUGCCAGCCGGGCACCACAGCUACUGUACCCUCAGUAGGUGAGGUGGGGAUUGAAGCACCUGGUGAGGAGACCCUAUGUGGAGUUUGUACAGCUUUGCCAAAAAGUUUUCUAUUCUCAAGGAUGACCCAAGCCAAUAAAUAGCAUUAGUAGUUUCAGAAGGGGUCCCAAAGCCCCUGUAUUUCCCUUCUUCUGUCUUUAGAGGUCUCUUAGCAGCUCUUCCUGAGUCUUUCAAAACCAGUUAUCUUGGUUUUGUCUCUUCUCAGUGUAGCUUGAAUUCUGUGUCUGUGAAACUCUUCCUGGUCAUCCUUAGCAUCUUGACUCUCACCUAGACCUUCAAAGGGCUUUGUGUUUUUCAUUUGUGCUGUCUCUGGGCCCUCGUGGUCAAUUUCACUGCCCUGUGGAUUGUCUUUCUUCCUGCCCCCCCAAAUAGUAACUGAGGACUUGGUGCUGGUUUGUUAUCCGUGAUGCAGGGACUGUGUAGAUCACAGAAUGAUGCCACCACGCAUGUGCCGUGGUUUCGCUUGAUCCCUGCAUCCCUUAGGAGACAAAUACAGAGCCUUCUAGGUGGCCGCACUUGUACCUCAGUCAUGUUCUCUCCUGAAUGUGUUGAUGAUGUAACCUGCUGGGGAGCUGUCAUCUGUCAGGAGGUAGUUUCAGACUUGCUAGCUGUGCAAGUAGAGAACAAAGACUUUUGGCCAGCUCCCCACUCUUGCCCCUACUUUGGAGCAUAGCAGAGGUGCCGAGGUGGAGCUGUCUGUAGGGCCUCCUGGUGCUCCACAGUUGCCUCCGCCUGAUGCUGGCAGGGAGGAGCACAGGCUUUUUAAGGCUCUUCAGGCAGCCUGAUCUCUGAAUUGUGUGAACCUCCAGGUUCUUAGUAUUGUUUCUGAGAGAUAUCUGCCCAUUUCCUUUUAGUUCCAUAUAGGAGGGAAGAAAAUGCUGGAGGAAACCGAGAGGCAUUAAUUACUUUGUAGAUUAUAAUAUGAAAUAUAAUUCUAGAUUCUUUGUAAAAUCUAUCACAUUUAGGUGUAUGUAGCAUUUAAAGCCUAGCUAUUCAGCCACUGAAGAAAGCUCACAGCUUGCUUCUCUGCCUCAUUCCAAGCUCUGUUGCUGCUAGGUGCUUGUAGAUGCUUUACCUGCAUCCCUCAGUGCCUCCUCAGUGGACCUGGGAGUGUCUCGGAAUUCCUCCCUGUGUGGAGCUCCUCUGCCUCCUGUGUGUCCUGACAUUUGGGUGAGGUUGUCAGCCCUGCUGAGGCUGACACUUCUGGUCAUUGGACAGGGUGUCUGAUGGACUUCUAAGGGGGGGUGUGUGUGUGCGUGUGUGUGUGUGUAUGCUCAUGUGUUGUUGCCAUAGCUGUCCUGGUCCAGUGUGGUUGGCAGGCUCAGGUGUAUUACUAGGACUUGCUCUGAGACAGGAUGGAGUUGUGUUUAUAUUGCCUUGUGAACAUGUAAGGCAUGAAAGACUACUCCACCCCUCCUUGCCAGUGCCAAGUAGCUAGUCCUCCCCCUCGUAGGAGCAGCUGCUGUAGACACUGCCCUCUGCACCAGGCUUGCCCAGGCACUGGCCUGCCUUCCACACCUCUGCAGUGCUGCCCCAUCCUCAGCAUCUGAGCCAUCUCAGCUGGGUCCACCUGCACUGUUACUCCCUUGAUAUCUCCAAUCCCUUUAGGUUAACCCGCCAUGCAUUUUGUUGCUAAUGCUUUAACUUUCCACUUUUUCCCUCCCCAGUUUGCAAACCUGGCUUCUGCCCACCACAGGUGAGCAGCCUGGGAAAUCACUGGUUGCUGUUUCAUUGUUAAUGUAGUAGCUAUAGACAGCAAGGCCUUUGGCCCUAUUUUCUCCGUUUUCCUUCUAGAGGCGCUUCAUGCCAAUCCUUAAUACGGUUUCUCAACCAGGUAGUUCUCAAACGGGGCCACCCGUAGGUCUCACGGUGGAAAGGGCAGCUCAUGCUAAAAUGCAGGCUCUCCGGCACCACCCUGAGGACAUGUGGACUCUAGAGGGAAACCUGGAGGCUUGUCACCCCCACACACCCUGAGUGGCUGCAGUAGGUGGUCUGGAACUGUGCUUGCUUAGGAGUCUCCAUUCUCACUCCAUCCUCCACAAGGUGACACCAGUCCUGUUACUAGCCCUGUGUGAUCUUGGCUCCCAGAACCUCAGCCUGCAUCCUGUCACCUCUCACCUAACCCUGAGAGCUCGCUUAUAUCCUUCUUGGCCUUGGCUUGCUACUGCUCAUCACUUGUUCCCACAAUCCUCCAUGACACUGGUUCCUUAAUGGUUCCUCAACACUAAGCCACUUUAUAGCUCUUCCCUCUCCCAGACUCCACAGGGCCCCAAGUUCGUCCUCUAGAGGACCAUUUUGCAUCAUGCUCUUCUGAUCUUCUACACAGUAUCCAGCUCCUACCCUCAGUCUAGUGUCACGGCUAUUGCUCCAUGGGCAUACUUGACUGUCCACUUUCUAUCCCUUGCCAUGAUGUUCAAUCUAGCCACCCAGAUCUAGGUUCUCCAUGGGCCCUGUUCACACUUAUUUCUCUAGAAAUGCUCUUCUGCCCUACAGCCUGCCUCCUCAGGGCCCAGCCCUGAGCCCUCCUCUGUGCCCUGAACAGAAGCAGCCCUAUGCUAUUCUUCAUGUCUCCCUUCUGGCUCUUUCCGCCCUGGCAGGUGUAGCUGCAGCCAACUGUGUACUGUGUUGCCUCCCUCUAGACUGUGAGCUCCUCGCGGGCAGGGACCAUAUGGUCAGUCUGUAUCUCUUGUGGCACCUAACAGUGCCUUGCACUUGGUAGGUGCUCAAUAAAUGUCUGUUCAAGUGAA